AUGCCGGAAAUGCAGCAGCCAAAUCGCACCUCACCACAAUCCGUGCCAGACGAGGAGACGUUUGUGAAGAAGCUGGGAGUGCCGGGGGACCAAGCUGUCAAAGUCCUCUCCAUCUUUGGCAACACGGGGGACGGGAAGUCACAUACCUUGAACGCCACUUUCUUCGGCGGCCGUGAGGUGUUCCGCACCUCGGACACCCAGGACUCCUGCACCGUGGGCGUGUGGGCGGCCUACGAGCCGUGCCUGGGCCUGGUCCUGCUGGACACGGAGGGCCUGUUGGGGGCGACCAGCAAACAGGAUCGGAGGCGCCGACUGCUCCUGAAGGUGCUGGCCGUGUCUGACCUGGUGGUGUACAGGACGCGGGCCGAGCGGCUGCACAACGACCUCUUCCGUUUCCUGGGCAACGCCUCGCGUGCCUACCUCCGCCACUUCAGCCACGAGCUGCAAGCCGCGAGCCAGCGCCUCGGCCUCGGGCUUUCACUCUCCAGCCUCGGGCCUGCCCUCAUCAUCUUCCAGGAGACCUCCAACACCAAGACGCUGGGUGGCGACUCGCAGACUCCAGGGAAUGCCGAGCAACUGCUCCAGAAGCGGUUCCACUUGCUCGGUUUGAGCACGGAAGCGUUCAACUCUGUCGAGUAUGUUGGCACAAGGACAGCGGGCACCCCCACCGACUUCUCUGGCUUCCUGGAGGUGGUACGUCAACGGGCCAACAGUACGUUGACCCGCUCUCGGAGAUCACCAGCCAUUGUCUACAAUGUGUUAAAGGCUCUGAGCCUCCGCUUCGACGGUGAGAUAACAGACAGCAGGAUUGUGAUUGACUGCUUUUUUCCUGACGAGUACUUCAGCUGCUCUAGCGUGUGCCUCAGUUGUGGGGCUCACUGUACAAACAGCAUGAAUCAUCUGAAGGACAGCGUCCCACAUGAGGCAGCUGGGAGAUGUCGAUACAUGCACCAAUAUAACAACAAGGUGUUAAUCUGCAGGGUGUGCUAUGAGCGAGGCUGGGAAGUAACUGUCAAUCCGAAAACCUCCGCAUCCACAGACAGCAAGUGGUUGGGACUUGCAACUUAUGUCUGGUCUGGGUAUGUUCUGGAAUGUCCAAACUGUGGGAUUAUCUACCGCAGCAGACAGUACUGGAUUGGAAACCAAGAUCCUGAGGCAUCUGUCGUACGUCCUGAGCUAAAACACGUGUGGCUUGGGAUGGAGUCGUUCCUGGGGACGAACCAUAACGGGGCUCAGCGAGUACUGGACGGCGUCAACUUUGUGAUCCAGUCGGUCUCCGAGUACAGUACAGGGCCAAGCAAAGCGAUCACCUCUUGGCUGACGGAUCAAGUGGCCCCAGAUUAUUGGAGGCCCAACUCCCAGAUCAUGGAAUGCCAUCAGUGCAAGAAACGUUUUGAGGACGGGGACCGUAAGCAUCACUGUCGGGCAUGCGGAGAGGGUUGCUGUGAUGCCUGCUCCAGUAAAAGCAUGCCAGUCCCAGAGCGGGGCUGGGGGACUGCUGCAGUGAGAGUGUGUGACGAUUGCUUCAGAACAGGUGGGAACAGCACAGGAAAGGAGCUGGAGUCGGCGAGAGAAGGCACAGGGUUACUGGCGCGCAGGAUUACAGAGGCGGCGCAGAGCACUCUAGAUACGAUGGCUUCGGCAGUCGAAUAUCCUCUUGGAUUUGUCAAGGAGGUGGCGAGGCCUGACUAUUGGGUGCCGGAUCACGAGCUGGUCAAGUGUCACCGCUGCGCGAAGCCCUUUUCUGGCACAACGGCCAAGCACCACUGCCGAGCCUGCGGCCUAGGCGUUUGUGGUCAGUGCUCCCCGGAGCUGAGGACUGUGCCAUCUCGGGGCUGGCACCACCCGGUCAGGGUCUGCCUGGAGUGUAGCGAGAAUAAAGGGGAGCUCUGAAGCCCAGCGCCUCUUUCCCCCAGCCCCUUCACUCCGAGUUUUGGUCAGCCGCGCGAGAGGACCGCCACCUCGAGGGGGCAGGAUCAGAGUCGGAUUCCAGGGAAGGUUCACCGGGCUUCCUACGUCCUCGCUCGGCUAACCCAUGCCUGGUUCCUGCCGGGCUGUUGGGUCAAAGCCACAAGAAACGUUGACUAGGCCCCUCGUGUUGACGCCGGCCUGAAGGGACAAAUAUGGCCAACAGGCCUGGAGGUCACCAAAAUCCUGGAGAGUCUGUCAUGUGACUUAUUAUCACUUCACUCCUCUUCUCCCCCCCCCACCAAAUCAGCCAUUGGCUGCCCUACGCGUCAAUCAUCAUGAUCCCGGUUCACCGCGCCACCCCCAACAACCAAUCAGGAAAUGAGCAACCUCUUUCUGAAGAAGGGUCUAGGCCUGAAGCGUCAGCCUUCCUGCUCCUCUGAUGCUGCUUGGCCUGCUGUGUUCAUCCAGCUCUACACCUUGUUAUCUCUUUCUCCGCACUGGCUGAAAUGGAGCGCUGGCCAAACUGCCUCUGGGUUAAUGUGUUGAGAUGAAUUUAAGUGGAAGUCACUAACGAACAUUGAAGAUUGUGUGUGUGUGUGAGUGAGAGUGUGAUUGAUGCCCCUGUGUCCCAGGAGUUAAACUUCAACCCCAGGAGACUGCAGGGCAAUCCUGGGGAUGGGGGAUGUGAGGGGCUCGGAGAAAUGCGAGCAUCUGAAUAAAUAGGAGCCACCUGUUCAGCUCUUUGAACCUAUUUCGCUGUUCAGUACAGUCACAGCUGGUCUGGCUCGAGCCUCAGCCCUUCAACCCUUAGAUUCUUGGGGCUGACUGAUUUGUCAAUUGAACUUGACCUCAAAAAUAUUCAGUAAUCCCGCUGCUACAGCCUGUUGGAGGAGACAGAUAAGGUGCGAUGUAUUUGCACAUGUCGGAAGCUACACCAAUAAAAACUCACUCAGGAGCCUGUGUUCUGUGUAGGUGAAAGGAAUUUGUACAGACAAUUAUUUCUUCCUCCAACUGCGCCCCCCCCCCCCAAAAAAAAGGGGUCAUGAGACAGCCAAUCGCUGCAUCCCCAAGGCAACACCUCGACCAAUCAGAAUUGACCCACCUGGUCUGUGAAUGAAGAUUGACAGCUAAUGGCCCUAUAGCACCCCCCCUCCCCUUGACCAAUCAGAAUCGACCUGUCUGGUCUCUGAAUGCAGAUUGACAGUCAGCUGCCCCAUGGCAUCACCCUGACCAGUCAGAAUCAAGCUGCCUGGUCUGUGAAUGAAGAUUGACAGUUAACUGCUCUUGCUGCCUGUCCCAGCCAGCGACGGCCCGACCAAUCAGCACCCUCUGCUCAUGAUGCAUGGAAGGCUUGUCCCUCCGUUCAGAAACAAGACCAGAAAUCACUGGAAAAGCCCAGCAGGUCUGGCAGCGUCUGUGGAGAGAAAUCGGGGUUAACGUUCGGGUUGAGUGACCCUUCCUCAGAAUGCCUCUGUUCAAGUCUGUUUCUCUCUUCCUCAUCCUGCUGAUAGUGAGACAGUCCGCCUCACUGUCUUGUCUCCUUUCAGCAACAUUUUAAACAUGCCGAUUAUAAGCUGCAGGCUGGAACUAUUCCCCCGAUGUUGUUCUGCACCUUCUCUCUGGCCUUCGCAUCCUCCCUAAAGGUGGAUCUCAGUUUCCGUUUUAAAUUGGCUGAAAAUGGAUGGAGGAGUGAACCUGAGCUCAGUGUUGCAGUGUGCAAUGAAUAAGUGGAGCCCAAAGGCAGCAGAUGCAUGAAACACCAUCAUCUCCCAGCGCUCACCACCCUGACUUGGAAAUAUAUCACCGUUCCUUCCUUGUCACUGGGUCAAAAUCCUGGAACUCCCUCCCUAAGGACACUGUGGGUCAACCUACAGCCCAUGGACUUCAGUGGUUCAAGGAGGCAGCUCACCCCCACCUUCUCAAAGGGGCAAUUAGGGAUGGGCAAUAAAUGCUGGGCCCAGCCAGCAAUGCCCACAUCCCAUGAACUAAUUUCAAAGCUUCUAAGAACUUUUUUUAUUUGUGUGUUUCAAAACAUUCCACAGUGCGCUUUCUUUUUGAAGAGGUUAGCACAGUCUUCAAUACUUUGUAAAGGGAUUUUCCCCAGUCUCUACUUCUCGGACCUUUUUACUGAGCACCAGACUCCCUUGUUUUUUCCCCGCAUUCGGGGCCUGGGACCGACUGAGUUCGUUGGAGGGGAAGCUUAAAUCGAUUUGGUUCAGUCAUUUUUGUCAGUGUGAGCAUUUGAGGAUAGGCGUGGGUUAAGCCCUCAUAGUGGCUCACUCGUUCUCACAGAUUAAUAAACUUAGCAUUCCUGCUUUUAAUGCUCCGUUUCCUCACACUGCUCGAACAACUGCGUAGAAAUCGUGAUGCACUCAGUGGCCACAUAGCCUUGUGAUUCUCAAUGGAGCCCAGGUGUCCCGUGGUCUGUGAUGGGAGAGGGGUUAUGCCUUCAGAGGGAAUAGGAGACCACUUUACAGGUUGUAACUUAAUGAGUUAGUGAGUGGACGGUCAGAGGGGUUUUAAUUUAUUUCUAAGCUACAACAAAAGUCUCCAGUGACCCUUACACUGCCUAAUAAAAUGCAGUUAGUGAGCAUAACUGUGAACAUAUUGUGUUCCUAUUAACCACAGCCAAUGACAGCAGUGUGUGGUCUCCAGGAAUCAUUGACAUAAAGAUUAUCCAGUAUCUCCGUUUCUCUGUAUUGAUUUAAAAGCACCUGAGGAGUGACUGUGUGAUGGUGCAGUCUGUGUGUGGGGUUUGUGACACGUCAGAGAUUAGUUGUCAAUCUUUUUUUUGAGCCCUGAAGUCUGAAUCAAACUGAAAGAAAUUGCACCUCCCUCAUUAAAAGGUGAGACUUU
Rhincodon typus (whale shark) is the source of this 4767-nucleotide messenger RNA. Its product is annotated as zinc finger FYVE domain-containing protein 1. The transcript is spliced from 11 exons. Gene Ontology annotation, molecular function: metal ion binding. NCBI's taxonomy places the organism in Eukaryota, Metazoa, Chordata, Chondrichthyes, Orectolobiformes, Rhincodontidae. Bases 1 to 1893 code for a protein of 630 amino acids. The record is from RefSeq and is a predicted model, not a curated record.